This is a messenger RNA of Rhodamnia argentea, 3621 nucleotides long. Its product is annotated as NAD kinase 2, chloroplastic. Gene Ontology annotation, biological process: NAD+ metabolic process; NADP+ biosynthetic process. Bases 258 to 3332 code for a protein of 1024 amino acids. Lineage: Eukaryota; Viridiplantae; Streptophyta; Magnoliopsida; Myrtales; Myrtaceae. Gene Ontology annotation, molecular function: NAD+ kinase activity. The record is from RefSeq and is a predicted model, not a curated record. The transcript is spliced from 8 exons.
AUCAGAAAAUCAAACGGAACUGCCUGUCCGAAUCGAGCUGUUGAAGCCAAAAGGCAAGAAGAAAACAAGAAGCAACAAGAAGCAACAAGAAGAAGAAACUUGAGCCACCCAAAUUGCCACUACUACCCGCCAACAAUCCCCGCCGAUAUUAUCCACAUCCCACUGGGGGUUCAACGCCAUCGAGAUUUCUUCAUCCCGCGAUUCUUCGUCCGGCCCUCAACCCUGGAACUACUCUCCGUUCCCCUUCGCCGCCCCCCAUGGCGCGUUGCCCUCACGCGUGCCGCCCGGCGAUCGCCGUCGAGAUGGGCCGCUCGCCUCCGCUCCCCGGAGCUCCUCCCUCGCCCCUGCACCUUUGGCCUCUGAACCUGAACCAGUGCCGGCUGCUGAGUGAUCGAAGCUCCGGACUGUUGGGAUGCGGGUUCGCGCUGCGUGGGAAGGCCCGGUUCAAGCGGCGUUUCAGAUUCUACGUCUGUGCUGAAAUUCGAAGUGGCUUCUCGCCCGGUGUGGGUUUCGACUCGCAGAAGAUUGGCUACUCUCAGGACACAUCGCAGUUGCCAUGGAUAGGGCCUGUUCCUGGGGAUAUUGCAGAAAUUGAAGCGUAUUGCAGAAUCUUCAGAGCUGCUGAGCGGCUUCAUGCCGCACUGAUGGACACGUUGUGCAAUCCAUUGACAGGAGAAUGCGCCGUUCCUUAUGAUUUCUUGGUGGAGGAAAAACCGCUUUUGGAAGAUAAAAUAGUCUCUGUCCUAGGUUGUGUGUUAUCUCUCUUGAACAAGGCGAGAGAGGAUGUUCUUUCUGGAAGGUCUUCUAUCAUGAACUCAUUUCGGGCGGCAGAUGUAAGCAUGAUGGAGGAUGGUAAGCUUCCUCCCCUCGCCAUGUUCAGAAGUGAGAUGAAGCGAUGUUGCGAGAGUCUUCAUGUUGCUCUUGAAAAUAUUGUGACACCGGAUGAUGAACAGAGCCUGGAUGUCUGGAGGAAACUACAAAGGCUGAAAAAUGUCUGUUUCGACUCGGGCUUCCCUCGUGGGGAUGGCUAUCCGUCUCAUCUGCUGUUUGCUAACUGGAGUCCUGUUUCUUUGUCUCCUUCAAGAGAGGACCUAGAUUCUGAGGUUGCAUUUUGGAAGGGCGGUCAGGUGACUGAUGAGGGUCUAAAAUGGUUGAUUGCGAAUGGCUUUAAGACAAUUGUUGAUCUAAGGGCAGAGACGAUAAAGGAUAACCUUUAUCAGUUGGCCUUAGACGAGGCUAUUUCGUCUGGGAACAUUGAACUGAUAAAAAUCCCAGUUGAAGUAGGGACUGCACCUACUAUGGAUCAGGUGGAAAAAUUUGCAUCGACGCUAUCAGAUUGCAGCAAAAAGCCCAUUUAUCUCCACAGUAAAGAAGGGGUUUGGAGAACUUCUGCUAUGGUUUCUAGAUGCAGACAGCAUAUGAGCCGAUUCGAGGCCAAUUCUGCCCCUUCUAAGGAUGCAGCGUCAGAAGCAACGAAUGGAAUUGGGGAUUAUCAUAAAUCUCUUGUUGGUGAAGAGGGAAUAUUCGCUGAGAAUGAAGAUGAUCCAUUGAGGAAAAGCUUGGAAAUGGCAUACAGUUCAAAUGGAGCUUCUCAUGGGAAACUCCCUCCAAAUGAGUAUUAUAGCAAAGAGGACGUCAAUGGGACUUAUAGUCCCCUCUGUUCUAGCGACAGUGUGAAAUCAUUAGACACAGACAUUAACCGGGCAGAAUCUUCGAACAACUCAUUCAUUAACAUCGAUCCUCUUAAGUCUCAAUUCCCUCCUAGCAACAUAUUCUCUAAAACAGAGAUGUCGAGUUUCCUCAAUAGAAAAAAGAUCUCACCUCCUACUUAUUUCCUUAAUCAGUCGAAGAAGUUGGAAACAGCCCCAGCUUCAAGUGUAGCACUUGAUCAGAGAACGCAGAAAGAUAAAUCUGCUAAGGGAAGUCCAGUGUCGAGUUUCGCAAAGUCAGGGAGUCCCAAUGGUUCCCUUAAUGUCAAGAGCACCUCCCAAAUGCCCCAAAAAGCACCAGCUAAUGACAGGAUGACUGCCAUAGAAGACGAUUUGGAUUAUAGUAGUCCAUCUUUUCGAGGAUUAGGUUCGGAAAGGAUUUCUAGUUCAGGUGCGUAUUCCACUGUUGGUGUGAACAAUAAUGUGGAUGAGAAUCUUAUGACUGAAACCAAUGUGGAGGAACGUAAAAGAAAUGCUGAAUCGUCCUUAGUUAAUGGUGAUAAUGGCACGGAAGUUGAGGGGAAUAUGUGUGCUUCGGCUACUGGUGUUGUACGGGUGCAGUCAAGAAAGAAAGCGGAGAUGUUUUUAGUUCGUACAGAUGGUUUCUCCUGUGCCAGAGAGAAAGUUACUGAAUCUUCGUUGGCAUUUACUCACCCUAGUACGCAGCAACAGAUGCUUAUGUGGAAAACUACCCCAAGAACUGUUCUGUUACUGAAAAAGCUGGGGCCAGAGCUCAUGGAAGAAGCUAAAGAGGUUGCGUCUUUCUUGUAUUACCAAGAGAAGAUGAAUGUGCUCGUUGAACCUGACGUGCACGACGUAUUUGCUAGAAUCCCGGGUUUUGGGUUUGUUCUAACAUUUUAUAGUCAAGAUACCAGUGAUCUUCAUGAGAGGGUUGAUUUCGUGGCUUGCUUGGGAGGAGAUGGAGUAAUAUUACAUGCAUCAAACUUAUUCAGGGAUGCUGUCCCGCCGGUUGUAUCCUUCAAUCUUGGGUCUCUUGGAUUUCUCACGUCCCACAAGUUCGAUGAUUAUAGACAGGAUUUGAGGCAGGUCGUUCAUGGGAAUAAUAUAGUUGAUGGUGUUUAUAUAACUCUUAGAAUGCGUCUGCGUUGUGAAAUCUUCCGAAAGGGGAAAGCCAUGCCUGGCAAAGUAUUCGAUGUCCUAAAUGAGGUUGUUGUUGAUCGGGGUUCCAAUCCCUACCUUUCAAAGAUAGAAUGCUAUGAACAUGAUCGGCUUAUUACAAAGGUGCAAGGUGAUGGAGUCAUUAUAGCCACACCCACAGGAAGUACAGCUUAUUCAACUGCUGCAGGAGGUUCUAUGGUGCAUCCAAGUGUUCCUUGCAUGUUGUUUACUCCAAUCUGCCCACACUCUCUUUCUUUCAGGCCUGUCAUACUUCCUGACUCUGCUAGGCUUGAGUUAAAGAUCCCCGAAGAUGCACGGAGCAAUGCAUGGGUUUCCUUUGAUGGGAAGAGAAGGCAGCAACUCUCGAGAGGAGACUCCGUUCGAAUAUCUAUGAGCCAGCAUCCACUCCCGACGGUCAACAAGUGUGACCAGACCGGCGACUGGUUCCGUAGCUUAAUAAGAUGCUUGAAUUGGAACGAGAGGCUCGAUCAGAGAGCUCUUUGAAGUUUCUGAAAGCGAGGACCAAGUUACUACAUUCAAGACCCAUCGAGUUGGGUUAAUGUACAUAUCUGUACAGUAUAUAAGUCGAGCAGGUCAUACAAAAUCCCACUCACCAAAGCUACAUACUAUCAAUUCACACCAUAUAGGCUGCCUAUGGAAUUGGGAUGCCAUUCUCUUUUCCUCAUUUCCCUUAGUAUAUAAUUUUUUUAUGGGGAUUGAAUUGGUGUAUAGAACAAUUCUUUUUGAGGGAAUGGAGAUCUAACCCGUUGUCUUCUUCUAGCCGGGAUUAUCA